AGUUCGGAUGAUCUCUGGAGGAAUGGUGUGACUGGACCUUUCACCUCAGCCUGGAUCGAAUCGUCUGUUCUUCUCCAGAGGAUUCCGUCAGCAGACAUGGCGACCAUCGGGCAGAUCGUCUUCUGCAGCAUGAUAAUCCUCAUCGUCAUAUUCGGGACGGCCAUCAUCCUCCUCUUAGCCUUGGCCUUGUCAGGACAAUUGUCCGAGGUGAUGAGCAACAACAUGGCGCCCACUGCCAACCUCGGCAACGACGAGCUUCUCAGCUGCUAUCUGAACGCACAGACUCAACCGGCCAGAGUCACAGAAGUGUCGGUCACCUGGCAGAGGACGGGGCUGACGGGGCCCGUUUACCGGUAUCAGAACGGAGCGCCGUCUCUCGGCGACCAGGACCCGCAGUUCAAAGGGAGAACCCAGCUCUUCCCCGGCGAUUUGGUGGCGGGUAACGCCUCUCUGCUGCUGAGGAGCGUGGGACGGAGCGACGGGGGGGAGUACACCUGCACCAUCAGCUCCUCUGGUGGUGGUGGGAAGGUCAAGAUUCACCUCAAAACUGCAGCCUUUUCGGCCCCCACAUUUAAAUUCACCAGCAGCGCCCUGACUGCUGAGGCUCCCCGGUGGUUCCCCAAACCAAACGUGACAUGGUCGGACUUUGACGGGAACGUCCUGAAUGGAAGCACGAGCUUCGCUGAGAACUCUGUGGGCAUAUUCAGGGUUGUCAGCUCGCUGCAGCCAGUCAACAUCAGCGAAACAUACAGCUGCAGGACUGAAAAUGAUCUGGUGACGGCCGUCUCUAAAGCAACCGUAACAGAUCCUGUUACAGAGAACACAUACUUCACCUUCAGUGCUGCAUCCUCCCUGAUGACAUCAACACACCUGAGCAUUACGACCAGUGUCCUCUGCAUCUAUUACCUCACCUAACUACACGCACACACACACACACACACACACGCACACACACACACACACACAGAAUGCUUAAUUUAUUACAGAGGGCGUUGUUACAGUGUAACAGAAGUUUUAACAGAAUCAACAUUUGUUUUUUACUUUCUCAGGUGUAUGUGCUAAGUUUGAAGUUAAAGCGCCAUCUAGAUUUAGUUUUUAAUAUAAUUCAUAUGUAUACUGUCUGUACUACAUAAAAUAGGAUGUGGAGAAACUGCAGAAAAAUAAUAUAAUACAAAA
Molecule: messenger RNA, 1176 nt
Organism: Anarrhichthys ocellatus (wolf-eel)
Lineage: Eukaryota; Metazoa; Chordata; Actinopteri; Perciformes; Anarhichadidae
Gene: vtcn1
Product: V-set domain containing T cell activation inhibitor 1
Exons: 5
Coding region: 97-915 (272 amino acids)
Biological process (GO): T cell receptor signaling pathway; regulation of cytokine production
Cellular component (GO): external side of plasma membrane
Molecular function (GO): signaling receptor binding
Source: RefSeq, a predicted model, not a curated record